Molecule: messenger RNA, 1167 nt
Organism: Amorphotheca resinae ATCC 22711
Lineage: Eukaryota; Fungi; Ascomycota; Leotiomycetes; Helotiales; Amorphothecaceae
Exons: 4
Coding region: 1-1167 (388 amino acids)
Biological process (GO): regulatory ncRNA-mediated heterochromatin formation
Cellular component (GO): nucleus
Molecular function (GO): siRNA binding
Source: RefSeq, a predicted model, not a curated record
AUGUUUCGCCGUCUCGAAUCUGGUCUUCCCAAAGACCCAGUUUACCCAGCUGAUCUUGCAGGCUUGGGGUACUUCAUCAAUGACAAAGAUGAGAUCAGGAGCAUCGAGAACCCGAAAGCCUACUUCAAGUUCUUCCUUACUAGGAAUGACCGCUACAACAGCCUCCAGCGCGAGGCCAUGAAUGAAGCUAUUCGCAACAUCAUCUCCGAGCGGCUUAUCAAACUUGGUCUUCAGAAGAUCCGCCUCCCUCUCGGAGCCGCAGAAACCGAACCCCACCUCCCCAUCUUCACAUCCUCCGACCUCAAGGCCAAGAAGCGGGUCAUUAUCCUCUUCUAUGAGCAUAACCAAGAUCUCGGUGUCUUGGCCCACCGUGUCAUCGGCGGCAAAGGAGGAAUCAACGCGGGAUCCGUGAUCGACAUGGUCAAGUACAUCGAAUCCCUCUGUACAUCUGAAACGGACGACGAGUGCCCCCCCGGUAUCAUACUUGCCAAUAUGGGACAGUUAAGAUGGUGGCGGCGGGGAAAGAAGGCCGUUACCCAAACGUCGUGGUAUGCCCUCCCGCAGAAGAGCGCCGUUGACGUCCCGUUCACGUUCGACUCCGUGAAGAACACCAUCCCCGGGAACAGAAGCACAGCCGAGCACGUCGAUUACAUAUUCAACAACGUAGUGAAGGAGCUGGCCGGACCGGCCGCAAAACUAGAUGUGAUAGGCGUCUCGGAAGGCGCGGUGCAAGUCGCGACGUUCUUGGACGAUGAGGAGAAUUGGAAGACGUGGCGUGCGAGGAUCGAGGGCUUUGCUGCCGUGGCAACUUACUAUCACGCGUACGAGAUCAAGAAUCAGGCGUUUAAGAAUUGGCUUCGUGAUCUAUUAUUGCAGCGAGGACGGGCCUACAUCACAUCCCCGGAGCCCUGCGAGACCUUCCUUGCUGGGCCUGAGGGUGGUCGUAGAAUUGAUGCGUAUGGCUGUCCGGUCUUCAGCUUAGGGGAACCGUACUAUAGCGAGAUGAUGCUGCCGAAGGGGUACAAGACCAUUAUUGAUUGGUUCCAGGAGCUCGCGGCUGAUCCCAACUAUGCAAAUCCCGAAUUUCAAAGAUAUGAUGAUGAAGAUAGUGAUGUUGAGGAGGACUCGCAGGAACCGGGUAUUGAGCUGAACCUAGCCAAGGCUUAA